AUGCGGCACAUGCUGCUGCUGCUGCUAGCCCUGCUGAACCUUGGAAGGCAGCUCAGCCCAUGCUGGGGCUGUCAGCUGCCCUCAGACUGGAGACCCUUGAGUGAAAGCUGCAGGGCUGAGCUGGCAGAGAUCAUAGUGUACGCCAAGGUGCUGGCACUCCACCAGGAGAUGUACAGCAUGUAUAAUUACCUGCCUUGGCAAUAUGAAGCCAGCGAGGGGGGGCUCUUUUACUCGGCUGAGAUAGAGAUGCUGUGUGACCAGGCUUGGGGAAGCAUGCUGGAAGUCCCUGCAGGCUCCAGGCUUAACCUCACUGGACUGGGCUACUUCUCCUGUCACUCCCACACAGUCAUGCAGGAUUACUCUUACUUCUUCUUUCUCAGAAUGGAUGAGAAUUAUAACCUCCUUCCUCACGGAGUAAAUUUCCAGGAUGCAAUAUUUCCAGACACACAAGAGAACAGAAGGAUGUUUUCCAGUCUCUUCCAGUUUUCCAAUUGCUCUCAGGCGCAACAUGUCAUAACUUUCUCCAGUGACUGGGAGAUUCAAGAGGACAACAGGCUCAUGUGUUCUUCGGUCCAGAAAGCCCUAUUUGAGGAAGAGGAUCAAGUGAAGAAACUGCAGCAGAAGGUGGCAACCUUGGAGAAUCGCAACAAGCAGCUCCGAGACCGGGUGAAGAAAGUCAAGAGGUCCCUCCGGCAAGCCAGAAAGAACAACAGGCACAUGGAGCAGAUAAACCGAAAGCUCAGUGAGAAGCUCUCCUCUGCAGGAGGCCAAAUCCCACAUAUUAACUCUUUAAAGCAAGAGAACUCUCAUGCUACCUACCUUAAAGUAUAA
Molecule: messenger RNA, 831 nt
Organism: Emys orbicularis (European pond turtle)
Lineage: Eukaryota; Metazoa; Chordata; Testudines; Emydidae
Gene: CCDC3
Product: coiled-coil domain containing 3
Exons: 3
Coding region: 1-831 (276 amino acids)
Biological process (GO): negative regulation of gene expression
Cellular component (GO): extracellular region
Source: RefSeq, a predicted model, not a curated record